CUGGGGCAACAGAGUGAGACUCUGUCUCAAAAAAAAAAAAGAGAACAGUUGACAUUUUGGCCAGCUUUGGCAUAGUCACAUCAUGUUUUGCUUCCAGUCAGUCAGGUCUGAAUUGGAGGAGUAAAAGUGAGUAAGCUCCCAGAAUGAAGCCUCUUUUUGGAUAUCAUGAAAGAGUUCUUGUUAUAGUAUAUAGGAGAUUAUAACAUUUGAGGAAGCUGUUUAUAGCCUGGGAAAUUAUUUCAAUUCAAAGAAUAAAGUCUUUAUGAUCUUAUUUAGUUAUUAUGUAUUUGAAUGUUUUCACCUGUAGAAUUUGUGCCAACAGAAUAUAAAUGGCAAUGAUAUCAAACACCACUUUAAGUAGUAUUUAGCCCCAAAGAAGAGAUAAAUAUUGGAAUUGAUAUAAAGUUUCAGAUCACAAUAACUUUAAUGAGAUUACUGUAUCUGUACUGAGUGAUAGCAACCAUUGUUGCAUAUUUUUCCAGUUACUUGAGAACCUUCUGUGUUUGGUUGCUCCGGUGUUACCAUGGUUACAUUCUGUGUUGGGGUUGGAGUAAUGAACUGUGGAAUCAGUGUUAGCUCAUGAUACCUAGGCUUGGAGCUAGGCUAUCUGGGAAGUCUGCUGUGUGUUGAAGCCAUACUCAACAUGGACCAGAAGGCUCUGAAGAAACUGGUAGAAUCCAUCAGUAAAGCUGUCAAGAGCUUUAAAAAAAGUGAAAUAGAGUGUCUCAUAAGACUUUUUCACCACUUGGUGGGCAGAACUGAUGGAAAAUUUGAUAACAUUGGACUGGACCGUAAUACAUUUCGAGCGAUCCUGUACAGCAUGUUUGGAAUGACUGAUGAUAUGUUGAUGAACAGAGUGUUUUUUGCAUUUGACAAAGACAAUGAUAACCACAUAAAUGUAAAAGAGUGGGUUAAAGGAUUAUCCGUGUUUCUUCGAGGGACUUUUGAAGAAAAGCUAAAGUUCUGUUUUGAAGUCUAUUAUUUGAAUGGAGAUGGUUACAUUUGUCGAGAUGAAAUAUUUGAUAUAUUGAAGAACAGUCUACACCAACAGUCAUCUGAAGAAGAGACUGAUGAAGGAAUAAAAGAGUUGGUAGAUAUAACAUUGAAGAAAAUGGAUUAUGACAACGAUGGCAAGAUAUCUUUUGCAGAUUUUGAAAGAGCAGUGAGAGAAGACAGACUUCUGUUGGAGGUGUUUGGACCAUGUUUACCAGAAGCAAAGAAUUGUCUUGAUUUUGAAGCCCUGGCAUUCAGAAACAUCCUGCCUUCUUGUUUUUGAAUGUGAACCACUCAAUACUUGUAUGAAAAUCAGAAACAAAUCCUGGCUGCCUA
This is a messenger RNA of Microcebus murinus (gray mouse lemur), 1329 nucleotides long. Its product is annotated as calaxin-like. The record is from RefSeq and is a predicted model, not a curated record. NCBI's taxonomy places the organism in Eukaryota, Metazoa, Chordata, Mammalia, Primates, Cheirogaleidae. Gene Ontology annotation, molecular function: calcium ion binding.